AAUCACAACCGUCCGAUCAACACAUCAAUUCCAGAACCGGCUCAAUUUCAUCAGCGAUUUUGAUAAUCAGCACAUCAACCAGUAACUUCCACCGCACCAGUGCCGUAGACGAUCUAGCUUAGAAUUUCCCAUCCGCCGAAGCCCAUACAUAUAAAUAAACCCCGCGCUCAUAUCCAUGCGGCCCCCUAUUUUCUAUGAGACUCGAGACUUCCCGAUCAAUUGGAUUCCCAACCUUUUCUUUCCAGCUUUUUCAUCGCUUUUUUCUGCCAGAUUACUCAGAAAUUCAGAGAUAUAAGAGAGGUCAUUACUGUUGACUCGUUCGCUUCUGUGUGAUAGGCUUGCUUACGCUGAACCUUCCUUUAGACUGGUGGUUUUUUAACUAGUGCUGAUUAAAACAUUCAGCAGCCAUUCAAUUAAGCUGCCUGCAUUACUGUGCAGUACUUUGCACUUGUCACGAAUAUGCUUCAUCUUUCUUCCUGCUGUACAAAUAAUAAUAGGAUAUGGCAUGAGCUGAAGUCAAGUAUAUGUGAUAGUUUUCAGAGCUCUCUAGUCUAGUUCUGGAAAUAGUUUUCAGAGCUCUCUGGUCUAGUAUACGUUAAAGAUUGAUAACUAGACAUUUGGAUUGUCAUGCAUGCGCGCACAAAAAACCUUCGAGCCUUCCAAUGUACGAAUUUGAUCCCAGGUUUAGAAUCCCAAAAAUACCAUCACAAUUUUAUUGAAAUGCCAGCCUAAUAGAAAAACAAUAAAAAGAAAAGAAAAAUCAAUGAACCCAUAUCUUACAGGAUAUAAAAGUACCAAGCUCGGCUACGGUUGCAAUUCUCAUUGAUUGUGGACCGGUUAUUACCAUAAUAUUGAUCAAUUUGAGGGGUGUUUGGUUAGGGAUGGGAUCGGUUUGCUGGUAAUUUAGAGGAAUUUUUCGUGGCUUUUUAUUGGGAGUUUGGACCGGUUACUUUGUAAUUUUGCUGAACUCUGGCGGCAUUUGUUUGCUGAAUGGUUUUUGGGCAGAUUUGUGUCUCUUCUCUUUCCCUUUUCCUCUCCGUCGCUUUGCCAUCUCCACUUUCUGUCCCGCUGCCCUGCUUCAACACAAUUUGGCCCCCGCCCCCCGCUUCCCAAUUCUCUAAUUCUUAACCUAAUCUUUUCUUCCACUCCCACUCCUACUCUAGAGCAUUCUAUCAGCCACGUCAGGCUUUCUUCCCACUUUGAUGUAGUGGACCUGAGGCUACCUGAAUUUCUGUGUUUUCCAUUUAGGCCCGUUUAUUUGCAAGGUAUGUCGGGAGGGGAGAGAUGAGGUUUCUCUGUUAAUCCAAUCGGUGGAUGGUCCAGCAUAAAGCAAAAGGAUUUAGAGAGGUUUCUCUAUAUACUAUUGAUGAGGUUCUAGCUGGUAGGUAUAUUGGUGCAAGCCCCAGCAAAUUUUAAGUAUUUGGACAUCUUUCCCAGUAAGUGUUAGUUGAUUUUUUUGACACUUGGCAUCCUUCGCUUGGGCAUAAGCGUAGGUGGUAGCCUCUUCCUUCACAAGCGCUUGGUAUACACCCGCCCCUCGCCUUCUACCUCCUCCACCAUCUCGUGUUAUUAGUGGUUAAAAUCUUUUGCCACUGUUCAAUACUGCUUGAUCCCUCCCUCUUCCUGGCUACCAUCGUUUGUGAGAUUGGCAAGGGUUUGAAAAUCUCAGUAGUGCAUGCGCUUCAAGCUGCCUCUGGUGAUUCAGUGAUUCUUAAUUGACCUUCAAGAUUGUGGCAUUCUUUCAUUGGAAUAGCACCUGAAUCUCCUGAGGGAGGUUUGUGUAAUUUUACAAACUUUAGGGGAGGCUAGUGAAAUUGUCGGAAACCUCAAGGGAGGUUUCUGAAAUUACCCCCAUAAAAAAAAAACAAGAGAGUCCGCCCCAUUGCCUGGAAAGCCCAAAGGAAGAGAGUAACAAUGGAAGAGGGGCCCAAUCUGCAAGCUGCCGGCUCAUUAUCGUCGACCACUCGCGGCGGAGGCCUUACGGAGAAGGAAUGCGAAGACAUGAUACAAAGAAGCCUCAGAACGCCGAUGGUGAAAUUCCUGAAAGAGCAAAUGGAGAAAUCAGGAUGUAGGUUCGGGGACAACUUCAUACGGGCUGUCCAUUGUGAUAAGCAGAUCGCUGGCGGUUACGUUCGUGGCGAAGGGAUAAUGGUAUGUAGUAAUCACAUGAACAUUCAAGAUGAGGUGAACCAAGUGGUGAUCCAUGAGCUGAUUCAUGCAUAUGAUGACUGUCGAGCUGCUAACUUGGACUGGACUAAUUGUGCUCACCAUGCUUGCAGUGAGAUUCGUGCUGGCCAUCUCAGUGGUGAUUGUCACUACAAGCGUGAGUUUCUACGGGGUUUUAUGAAGGUACGAGGUCAUGAACAGGAUUGUGUGAGACGAAGAGUAAUGAAAUCUGUGAUGGCUAAUCCAUAUUGCUCCGAAGCGGCUGCUAAAGAUGCCAUGGAAGCUGUUUGGGAUGUUUGUUACAACGACACUAAGCCGUUUGACAGAGCUCCUUGAUAUAUUUACCAUUGCUACUUGUUCGGAGGAAAUUAAGCUGCACGCCAACUGUCCUGAAGAAACAGUUAUCCUGCCUAAUUUUUUUUUUUUUAAUCUAUCAUAAUCUUGAGUUGGAGGGGAACCUAAAGAGGCUAUGCACAAGGGACUAGCAGGUAUAAGAACCUAACUAAACCAAAAGGAUGUUCUGACACUUUCUUUGAAUUUUUUCACUACAAGUGGAAUUUGAACCUCCAACCUUUAGUCCCUUUUUGGUGGCUGGCUCAGUGGUUAGUUAUCUUGUCCUACUGGAUUCUCGCUUUUAAGUAGAGAAUGUCAUUACAGAGUUUUGUUUUGGAUCACAGAAAAUACAUAUAAGACAAAACAUUCGUUUUCUAUAAAUUGUUCGUGUAAUUAUUUAACUGAGGCCUGAAGAAGCAUCAAAGCAUUCUUGAGA
Molecule: messenger RNA, 2935 nt
Organism: Coffea eugenioides
Lineage: Eukaryota; Viridiplantae; Streptophyta; Magnoliopsida; Gentianales; Rubiaceae
Product: mitochondrial inner membrane protease ATP23
Exons: 10
Coding region: 1915-2502 (195 amino acids)
Biological process (GO): mitochondrial protein processing; mitochondrial proton-transporting ATP synthase complex assembly
Cellular component (GO): extrinsic component of mitochondrial inner membrane
Molecular function (GO): metalloendopeptidase activity
Source: RefSeq, a predicted model, not a curated record